AUGAAGUUUAAUGGAAGUUACUAUGUCAACUAUUGUGAGUUUUUAGGUGGUUGGGAUUUGGGACUCUUUAAAAGGCGAAGGAUUAGGGGAUUGCUACUUUUAGCAAUGAUUUUCGCCUUUUUUCAAUUACAGAUAUUAAGAAGGAAUGAGCAUGCGUAUCAGACAUGUGGAAGAAUGUUGGCAAUCAACCGAAUUUUACAACAAGAUUCUUGUAGAAUACAAAAAUAAAGAUCCAUAUUAUGUGAAAGCUCACUAUCCUUUAGGGCCCUUAUGGAGUACAACAGGCUAAAUCACUUUAGCUCCAUGUAAAUCUGCCCAACCACCUGCCCAAAUCCUCUAUCAGCGUACCGACUUGGCAUCUUCUUCUUCAUUAAGAGGGUGGUUGUAAAAAGAGGUUGUGGGGUUAACAUGCGCAUUAUUGAAUCAAUGGUUUUAUUUGCUCAUUCAUGAACUACAAAGGGACUAUAGUUUCUAUGUUUUCCAUUACUAUUUGUGUAUGCUAUAUCGUUGAUAUGGUAUGGUAGGGUUUGAAUUUGGUUUCCGGUUUCUUUUGAAAAGAAAUUGAGUUUCCCUUUAUGAAAUUUCGUUGGUUUGGUUUGUA
Lactuca virosa is the source of this 601-nucleotide messenger RNA. The record is from the annotation of a GenBank genome assembly. NCBI's taxonomy places the organism in Eukaryota, Viridiplantae, Streptophyta, Magnoliopsida, Asterales, Asteraceae.